Messenger RNA from Colossoma macropomum (tambaqui), 3981 nucleotides. It is a transcript of the gene sytl2a, whose product is annotated as synaptotagmin-like 2a. Gene Ontology annotation, cellular component: exocytic vesicle; plasma membrane. The coding region runs from base 699 to 3590 and encodes 963 amino acids. The transcript is spliced from 22 exons. NCBI's taxonomy places the organism in Eukaryota, Metazoa, Chordata, Actinopteri, Characiformes, Serrasalmidae. Gene Ontology annotation, molecular function: small GTPase binding; neurexin family protein binding. Gene Ontology annotation, biological process: exocytosis; intracellular protein transport. The record is from RefSeq and is a predicted model, not a curated record.
CUGAACUGCUCCAGCUGAUAUGUAGUGUCUUGAGUUCUUCACAAGAACCGAGAUUUUUUUGCCCGACGGAAUACAUCAUUUCUCUGACUGAGGCUGCAGAGGGACUAGAGGAAUAUACUGUCAACCUCAAUACCACCCAUCUUUUACAACUUUAUUUUUUUGUUUUCCUUUUUUUCUUCGGCCCUGACUUUUAUAUAGAACCAAGUGGGACCCCAAGGCUGCUCCAGGAUCCUCCGGGCUUUGGCCCUAAAAUAUGCAGCUUGCCGUAACAGGAACAGUGGUUCAUGUUUCAACAGCUGUCGCCAAAACCAAUCUGCUGCGGUUACGGAAGGGGGUCAAUCAGGGAGUUAUCACAGGAAGAAGUUAUUAGCAGUGGGACAGUGAUUAUACGCACUUCCUUUAGAGCAGGAAUGGAAUGCGUUCUUGCUCCUGUAACUUUAAUCUGCUUACACAUACAAACAUAUGCACAUGGGCAGCACAAACAGAUUUGGUACUAGCCCUCAGGGUCUUGCUGAGCCUCAGUGAUGCUGCUGCGUCUAAUGCUGGUCUGGACCUUUGAGAUCUGAUCACCAUCAUUGGCCGGGAACUAGUCCCAGAGGAGUGUGAACACAGGCUGGACAGCUUCAGCCUACCUGCAGAACCAGAGCCACUGACUGUCCAUCUGAUCUGAAACCUGGGCCUGAAACUCAAGCAGCAGCAUGAUUGACCUGAGCUACCUGACAGAGGAGGAGCAGGAGAUGAUCAUGGCGGUGCUGAAGAGAGACACUGAGCUGAAAAAAGCAGAAGAGCAACGAAUUAAGAAGCUCCAGAAAACAGAGCAUGACAAAGGUAAGCUGAAGUACCUGACAGGAGAGUGGUUUUACGAGACCAAGACACGCAGGCACAGAGACAGGAUCCACGGCUCCGACAUCAUUAGAGCCUCCAUGAAACACAGGAACCCUGUGACCAUACUGGAGGUUUCUGAAAUCUGGCCGUCGUCUAGCUUUCUGAACAGUGAGAGCAAGGAUGUCUUUAUCCCACCAGAACUGUCUGGAAUUCUGGAUGAAUUUCCAUCACAGGAUAGCAGGGAGGAUCAUUAUAGACUGGCAGAAUCUCCGCAAGGCACACAAACACCUUAUGCGCAGCCUCAAAUCAAGCCUAGACAAAAUCCCUUCAACAGUAAGCCUUUAGGUGUAGAAUCUCCAAAAAAGACAGAUGGAUGCUUAACAAGUGGAGCAGGGAAGACACCCUUGGCAUCUGCAAAGGUACAGCAGACAUGUGCAGACACACUCCGGAUACGUGCGGAGCAGCAGCAGCCAGAUGCGGAGCCACACAAGGCAACUGCAAAGCCAUGCCAAACACCUGCAGAGUCACGCCAUACACCUGCUGAGGUGGACGACGUGAAGAUCAGGCACUCAAAGCAUUUUCCUUGCACACACAAGUUGCCUCCACCAAAUGAGAGCCCUAUUCCCUCUAACUCUAACCAAAAUACAGACUCCCCAGAAACCACCUCUUUUACGACCAGACCACAGACCAAAAAGAAACUGCUGCUCUAUUCCUCCCAUAACUCUGUGAUGGACACUAGCAAUGACACUGUCGCUAGACAGGACAUGUCUCCAAUCCCACGGGGCAUUCUGAAGUACAGCAGCUCCAGCUGUAGCUUCACUGACUCUCUUUCUCACCGAAACAGCUUCAGCAGCCAGCCCACCUCUCCACUUAGCCCUGAAAACUCUGACAGCUCCCAUAGCCCCCCUCUGUCCCCCAGCUCAGAGUUGUCCUCUCCAGGGCUCCUAGAUAGAAAGCAGGUACGCUUCUGCCCCAUCAUCCAGGCCAGAGAUACAGGGAGGCUGGAGGUGCAGGAUGGCCGAGAGUAUGGAGAGCAUGGCCUUCUGGACCAAGACUGCACUCCUCCCUUUGAACAGGAGGGGGAGCCAGACACAAAUGAAUCUAAAAACACCAGCGAUCCACUGCUGUUCUGCUAUGUAUACAAUGAGAAAAGCAUAGGGGAGACUGACUCAGAGCCACUGAUCAGUGCCCAGUCCGCUCCCAUAACAAAUGAGGCUGAGUCACCCCCUCCUGAGCCCUCCAUUUUGAGCAGUGAGAAAGUAGGUGAGUUCCUUGGUUGUGGGAACUGGAGUGAUCAGAAUGCCUAUACAGCAAGCACCAUCCAGAGCCCCUUUGAUCAUCGUGAAGAUCAUGCUGAGCCUCAUUCUUCGCAGGUGUCUGAGCCCCCUGCCUCUGUUGUGGAGCAAGGUGGCAGUGUGGAACCCAGCCCUGUAAGAACAGCUCUGAAGCAAGCAAAUGUCAGACCCAUUUCAAUAUCUAAGAGCUUAGAGAACCUGGCAAGUCUGCCCUCACGAGAAGAAAGACGGAAAAAUGAGCCAAGGAGUGACAUAACACUGAGCGUAGAAGAUGUGUCUGCAGCCCCCCUCGCCCCCAGCUCCUCUCUCGCUGACCCAGAGCAGAUGAAGAUGCUGAGCGUGUCUGUGCCUGCCUUCAUACAGCAGCAGAGAAACGGCCGAGGAAGUGACUGUACCUCGGUGAACAGUUUCUACUCUGAAAGACAGAGGAAAGACAGCACAAACACUUACCUUAGCACAUCCUCUGGCCGUGCCUCCAUGUCUUCUGUCAGUGGCAGUGUGAUGAGCAUUUACAGCACUGACUUUGGCAACGUGGAGGUCAAAGGGACCAUUCAGUUCGCCAUUAACUACGUACAAAAGCUAGGAGAGUUCCACAUCUUCAUAGCUCAGUGCAAAGAUCUGGCAGUGGCGGAGCCCAAGAGGAACCGUUCUGACCCGUAUGUUAAAUGCUACCUUUUACCAGACAAAGCAAAGCUGGGGAAGAGAAAAACAACGGUGAAGAAGAAGACUCUGAAUCCUACUUACAAUGAAAUCUUACGGUAUAAAAUACCAUUGGAGAACCUGAAAGCCCACACUUUAAACCUCUCUGUGUGGCAUAAUGACACAUUUGGGCGGAACAGUUUUCUUGGGGAGGUGGAUGUGGAUCUGUCAGAGUGGGACUUCAAUAACACACACAUGAUGGACUAUGCACUGAAAGGAAGGGUUCUAGCACAGAUGAGUCCGAAGCGUGUUAACCACUGUGUGGAAAUGAGUGGAGAGAUGAGAGUAGCUUUGCGUUUCCUUCAGCAGACCUCUCAAAGUAAAAAGACACCACAAACUGGUGAGGUACAGAUCUGGGUGAAGGAAUGUAAAGAUCUGCCAGCCAGAGAAGGAGCAAUAGACCCCUUUGUCAAAUGCACAGUGCUCCCAGACACUGCUCGGAAAGGCCGACAGAAAACCCGAGUGGUGAAAAGGACGGCAAACCCAGUGUUUAACCACACUAUGGUGUAUGAUGGCUUCAGGCCAGAAGACCUGAGAGAGGCCUGUGUGGAGCUCACUGUGUGGGACCAUGACCGGCUCAGUAACCAUUUCAUAGGAGGCAUAAGGCUCGGCCUAGGAACAGGUAAAAGUUAUGGUAGUGGGGUAGACUGGAUGGACUCUAACUCUUCUGAAGCUGGGCUGUGGAAGAGAAUGAUUGAAUCACAGAAUGAAUGGGUGGAAGAUGUAGUUCCUUUGAGAAUGCUGGUUAUGGCAAGAACGAUGUCCAAAUAGUAAUGGACCUAUUUAGGAAAACAUAGCCUGCAUAAAAAAAAUAAAUAACAGACCAAAUUGCAGGAUAUGCUUCUCAAUGACAAACAUAGACUACUUAAUUUGGGAUAAAGUCAAAUACUAACACUGAAUAAGGAAACAGGAGAGCUGCAAACGUGUAUAUUUCAUAUAUUCUUGUAAAAUAAAUAUAUUUUCUGUAUUUUGUGCCAAGUUUUAGGAUUGCAAUUGUGUGCAAAGUGUUGAUACAUGUGUAAAUGAUGGGUCUGUAUUAUGUUAAAAGCCCUGUCAGGAAAGGUUGUGAAGAAUGGAAAGGUUUUGGUUUGGUUGUGAUUAAUUCAUGUUAAAUCAUUUAGGAGAAAUGCACAGAAAGUUGUUGUUCAGAGGCCAAUUUUAU